AUGACCAGCAAAGCGGCCAGAAGCGGCGGCACCGUGGGAGCAGGAGAGGGUCACGACCACACAGGCACACUCUCGCAGCCUUCCUCGGAGGGCCUGCCGACUCUGAGUACAACAUCGCUCUAUGGGCAAGGCUGGAGCGGUGCUUUCGAUUCAUCACCCAUUUUCGACAUGUCCUACAGCGCGCCUCAGCAGCAGCGAGGCCUGCAAGGUCAAGCUUCGGAUGAGGCCACUUCAUCUUCGACAGCAGCGCCGACCGGUAAUUUUCCUCACUACCAGGCUGCCGACCUCGCUGGGCCAUCGAGCCAUUUCGUCAAUUUUGGCGUGGGUCCACCUUCGUCAGCCUUCGAACAAAGGGACUACGACUUCAACCUGCUUCAACAACCGCCGUCGCGUGAGACGCCACACCAGCAAUCGUCGUCAUCGCAGGUCCACUCCAGUCAGCAACCGCUUCAUUACCAGGCCAGUCACCAGCCGCACGUAUCCCAGCUUCAGCCCAUCUAUACGUCGCCACCUUCUUCCGCCUCUCUUUCAGGUUCAAAUGAUACUCUCCUUCAGAAACAGCAACAACAGCAGCAGCAACCACCGUCGUCGGGCCAGUCUCUUCGAGAGGGAAAAAAGACGCCUCGACCUCCUCGUCUUCACAAGAUCUAUGCUGCCCCAAUCGAGUCGCCACGCUCCCUCGCCGACGUUGCACCGAUACAGACAUUCCUCAGCGUUAUAGCGAUUUACUUUCAGCAUCUAUAUCCUCUUAUGCCGCUCGUCCAUCGGCCAACCUUUGCGUACGACCUGAUUAAUCGAAGAGACGAAAAGGACCAGGCCUUUCUCGCCUUCGUCCUUAGCUUGACUUCUUAUACCCUUGUCCAGGCGCCACGUAGCGUUGUUCCGGAGCCGGUCAACUUCUACAGGAAGCUUCAUCGGAUAUGCCACCUGACUUCAAGGCGCAUGCAGCCUCGCACUUACGAUCCCCCCCUGCUGAUUCAUCUCUGUACACUGUAUUGCGACCACAUCUAUCUGGGGAGCACUCAGAAGAACAAUGCAGCAAAUGCUGUCCUUGGUGAGGCCAUCCGUACCGCAUUUACCGUCGGCAUUACCGACGAACGCAACUACAGCGACGGUGAAUUCACCUUCCGUGAUGGUCUGCCUCGACCCUCGGGCGCCCAAUUUCGACCGCCGCCUGCCGAUGCUAUCGAGCAAGAGCUACGACGAAGGGUGUACUUUCUCAUCUAUGGGAGCGACAAGACGAUUGCCGUGCUUCAAGAUCACCCUACUAGCUUACGAGACGACGAUACAUUCGACGUCCAAGUUCCGCGAGCCGUCGAUGACGACCUCUUGACGCCGGAAGGCGCACAUGAGCAGCCUAUCGCAGAGAGGGGUCCGAGCGUCCUUUGCGGGUUCGAGACCAUCUCUCGCCUCUAUCUACUCCUUUCGGAGCUGCUCGAGAAGCUGCGGGGCGACCGAAAGCGACUUCCUCAAGACCCUGCAACGAUUCAUCAACGGUACAAGUACAUUGACGAGAUGCGACAACGAAUUAAGAUGGUCCUUGAUCGCAUGCCAGAUUGCCUCAAAUCGCCAAACGUCAUCAUCCAGUCGCCCGCCUCGUAUCGUACGACAUCUGAUGCCCUUCCAGAACUCGGUGCUGCUCAUCACAUUAGCGCCAACGGAGGUCACCUCGAAGGCGGUCACGACUUUGGGCUAGCAGGGCCCAGGCGGGUUUUUCAGUACAAUCCUUGGCCCAAUGGGACCUUUAAAGAUAAUGGGCUGCCGAACCCUGAUGUCCGAUCGCAAUCCUCGACGGAUUCAGCUCAUGCCAGCCCUCGAACGAUGAAUGAAAUGGCCUCUGCAUCGACAGGAUCUUACCAAAGUACCCCAGCGCAGCUCCUGAUGGACCUUACCGGCUCGCACGAAGAGGCAACAAACAAAGCCUUUUCCGGUCUAAACGAAGACAAGCCUGCACCGUCAGGGCUCGAAACGGAAGUGGACCCAAACAACAUCUGGCAUCCACAACAGCUGCGGCGUCAGCGCCCGUCAAUGGCCCAACUCAAUGAUGCGGUGCGACAAUUGACCGCGUUCAGGCCGGCACCACCGCCGCACCAGCCUCCGAUCUUGACACCAUUUGCAACCAUGAGGGCCAACAUCCUGAUUACCGAGACAAUGAUUCGCUUCGUCCUCGCAGAAUACCGUGAGCUACUCGAAAGCGCUGCAAAGCAGCUCUCGACCUCCACGGGGCAAGCCAGUUCGCAAAGCAGCGAGGGUGCCGUAAAGGUGGAGAAUGGAUCGCUAGACUGGGAGACCGCAACAGAAGACAUGAUCAACUCCUUGCAGAGCAUGUCGCUCGAGAGUCUCGCCGCGAACGGGCAGUCAAUGAUCUCCAAGAUGAUCCACCUUUCCUCGGCCCUCAUCAAGCGUUUCCCCGCUGGAACGAGGGGUCACGCAUUCUUUUGCGAUCUCAUGAUGAUGUUUACACGCUUGACCGAGAAUCGCAUGGGCGACAGGCGAGAUGGUGGACAAGACGAUGAUGAAGAUGAUGAUGAGGAAGACGACGACGACGGCGGCGAGAAAGCGGUCGCAGACGCCGACGCAGUCCUUGCCGACGGCGGUAGUGUCGGCGAGGAUGAUGACAACGGAAGCGGUGCCGAGACACAAAGGCAGGCACAUCACAUGUAA
Molecule: messenger RNA, 2664 nt
Organism: Acaromyces ingoldii
Lineage: Eukaryota; Fungi; Basidiomycota; Exobasidiomycetes; Exobasidiales; Cryptobasidiaceae
Exons: 4
Coding region: 1-2664 (887 amino acids)
Biological process (GO): DNA-templated transcription
Molecular function (GO): zinc ion binding; DNA binding
Source: RefSeq, a predicted model, not a curated record